AACCCUUAGCAUGAAUUCCUUCUUUGUAUUCUUCAUAUUCACACCAAUAACCUCAUCCCCUUUUCUUCUUUGAUUUGCCCGUGUUUCUCUGCAUUCAAAAACCCUCUGUUCUACCCUUUCCUGCAGAUUCUCCUUCCAUCCUCCCGACGCCGUAGCCGCUCGAGUAAAGCUCAACCAGUUCACCGGAGGGAAGACUACGUCGGAGAAGUUGCUGGCGAAAAGAUGGCUACGUCAGAGUGAGAUGAACUAGGAUUGUUUCUCUCUGUUUUGGAUCUUUGUUGUAGCAUUGCUGCUACAAUCCCUCGCUUGUUCCGUCGUCCUCUCUUCUCCUCCAUCUGUAAUUGCAGAUGCUCGGGACUCGAUUCAGUUAAAUUGCUGAUCCUUUCCUUCAAUCUCUUCUCUAUUGAUCUUCCAGCUGCCGUGAACCCCUGCGAGAUCUCACCGACACUUGCUUGAAAGGUGAAAUCAAGAUGUCAAGAUUCAGAGACCGCACUGAGGAUUUCAAGGACAGUGUACGCCACACUGCCAUAUCUUUAGGUUACAAUGAGUCCAAAUUGGCAGCCAUUAUGGCAUCCUUCAUAAUCCAUAAGCCACGCCAGUUGACUCCAUUCACCAAAGCCGCACUAAAAACGCUAGAAAGCAUUGGAGCUCUGGAGCAAUUCAUGUUGAAACAUCAAAAGGAUUACAUAGAUUUGCACCGGACCACAGAGCAAGAGAGGGACAGCAUUGAGCACGAAGUUAUCGCUUUUAUUAAAGCAUGCAAAGAUCGCAUUGAUAUUCUCAAAAAUAGCAUAAAUGAUGAAGAGGCAAGCUCUAAGGGCUGGCUUGGCAUCAAGGCUGAUACCUCAAAUGCUGAUACUAUAGCACACAAACAUGGAGUGGUUCUAAUUUUAAGUGAGAGGCUUCAUUCUGUCACAACAAAGUUUGAUCAGAUGAGAGCCAUCCGCUUCCAAGAUGCUGUCAAUAAAGCCAUACCAAGACGAAAAUUUAAUCGGCUUGUUAAUUCAAAUUCUGCAAAUGCCACUAGAACAAUCAAUUCAGAUUACAAGGAGCCUGAGGAACUCCAAACCGAGUCUCUUAGAGUCCAACAACAGUUGUUGGAUGAUGAAACACGAGCCCUUCAGGUGGAAUUAACUAGUCUUCUUGAUACCGUUCAAGAAACUGAAACCAAGAUGGUGGAGAUGUCUGCAUUGAAUCACCUCAUGUCAACUCAUGUUCUACAGCAAGCUCAACAGAUAGAGUUCCUAUAUGAGCAGGCGAUUGAAGCAACAAAAAAUGUAGAACUUGGCAACAAAGAGCUGUCUCAAGCUAUCCAACGGAAUAGCAGUAGCAGGACGUUUCUCUUGCUCUUUCUUUUUGUACUUACCUUUUCCAUCUUGUUUCUUGACUGGUACAAUUGAAUGGUCCGAGUGAAUCAUAUCAGUGCUUACGAAAUUAAUUGAAAAUCCAGCAAAAAAAAAAAAAAAAGCUACCAAUAGUUCAGUUUAUGAUAAUAGUUCUUCAUCUGAAUUUUUUCCUAUUCUAUGGCUAUGUAGCUGCAAGUUUCACAUCAACCAGGAGAUAAGAUAUUGACAAUAAUUUUUUCUUUGGUAGCAAUGUUUUUCAUCUUGAAAAUUUGUUGCUUCUGAGUAAAAAAUUUAUUUAUUU
Molecule: messenger RNA, 1647 nt
Organism: Rubroshorea leprosula
Lineage: Eukaryota; Viridiplantae; Streptophyta; Magnoliopsida; Malvales; Dipterocarpaceae
Source: the annotation of a GenBank genome assembly